Molecule: messenger RNA, 2015 nt
Organism: Mercurialis annua (annual mercury)
Lineage: Eukaryota; Viridiplantae; Streptophyta; Magnoliopsida; Malpighiales; Euphorbiaceae
Product: protein SLENDER RICE1-LIKE 1-like
Exons: 1
Coding region: 219-1868 (549 amino acids)
Biological process (GO): regulation of DNA-templated transcription
Cellular component (GO): nucleus
Molecular function (GO): sequence-specific DNA binding; DNA-binding transcription factor activity
Source: RefSeq, a predicted model, not a curated record
GUUAUCACUCUUCUCUCUCUUAAAUGAAAUCAAAACUCAUCUUCACUUCUCUUUCUUAACCAAACCCUCACUGCACACUCACUCUCACACUUGCCACUUCCUCUCUAAUCACUCACUCCCAUCGCCAACAACCGCCACAACUAACAGCCACCCAUUUUUCCUCUCUAAAUACCCACUUCAAAUCUCUCUUCAAUUUCCCCAACUCCACCUCACUCAUCAUGGUUCCCUACGAUUCCUCUGAUUCAGCUUCUUCCACCAGUAACCCACCAAGCUCCUCAUCUUCAAUCACCAAUAAGCCUCCGGAAAUCGACAACCUACUCGCCGGCGCCGGCUACAAAGUCCGUUCCUCCGACCUCCGCCAUGUGGCUCAGCGGCUCGAACGCCUCGAAACCGCUAUGCUUAACUCUCCUUCUUCCCAUCUUUCCGUCCUCGCAACCGACGCCGUUUUAUACAAUCCGUCUGAUCUUUCCUCUUGGGUUGAUACUCUUCUCACUGAACUUGAUCAAUCCCAGCCGCUCCCUUCUCUGCCGUCCGAUCUGUCCGAUCUCAUUCCUGAUCCGACGGAUGCCGAUGAUCAAAAUCCUUCCUGGGGACUGUUAUUGGAUCAGUCUUCUCAUCAACAACCACCUCAGCAAAAUAAUCAGUUUAGAGUUGUAUCGGCCAUGGAGGAAGAUUCAGCUAUAAGACUUGUUCACUUGUUGAUGACGUGUGCCGAGUCCAUCCAACGUGGCGAGUUAUCGUUUGCCGGCUCUCUAAUCGAAGACAUGCAAGGUUUAUUAACCCGUGUCAACACCAAUUCCGGUAUCGGAAAAGUUGCUGGCUGCUUCAUUGACGCUUUGAGCCGUCGGAUUUUCGCUCCGAUCAACGGCGGUGUAGGUGUUGGGGUUGUUGGGUCCAGCUCUGGUUAUGAGAAUGAGUUGUUGUAUCAUCACUAUUAUGAGGCGUGUCCGUACCUGAAAUUUGCACAUUUUACAGCUAAUCAAGCAAUACUGGAAGCGUUUGACGGUCAUGAUUGUGUCCACGUGGUUGAUUUCAACUUAAUGCACGGAUUACAAUGGCCUGCACUUAUACAGGCUUUAGCUUUGCGUCCAGGUGGUCCCCCUUUGCUUAGGUUAACAGGGAUUGGUCCUCCGUCACCAGACGGCCGUGACUCUCUCCGUGAAAUCGGUUUAAAACUCGCGGAGUUAGCUCGUUCUGUUAACGUCCGUUUCGCUUUCCGUGGAGUCGCAGCUGCACGCCUCGAAGACGUUAAACCGUGGAUGCUGCAGGUAAACCCUAAAGAAGCUGUUGCCGUCAAUUCAAUUAUGCAGUUACAUAAACUGUUAGGAUCCGAACCGAAUAGGAGUCCGACUAUCGAAUUGGUUCUUAAUUGGAUCCGUAGCUUGAACCCGAAAAUCAUGACGCUUGUUGAGCAAGAAGCGAACCAUAACCAACCCAUGUUUCUAGACCGGUUCACUGAAGCCUUACAUUAUUACUCAACAAUGUUUGACUCGCUCGAGGCUUGCACAAAUCAGCCGGAGAAAAUUGUAGCGGAGAUGUAUAUUCAAAGGGAAAUAUGUAAUGUUGUGAGCUGCGAAGGGUCAGCUCGGCUCGAGAGACAUGAGCCGUUAGCAAACUGGAGAAAGCGGCUUACGGCUGCCGGAUUUAUGCCGUCACAUUUAGGUUCUAAUGCUUUUAAGCAAGCCAGUAUGUUAUUAACAUUGUUCUCAAGCGAAGGUUACUGCGUGGAGGAGAACGACGGCUGUCUUACUCUCGGCUGGCAUAGCCGCCCCUUGAUCGCAGCUUCGGCUUGGCAAGCUGUGCCGGAUAGUAGCUCAUCGAUUGGGAUAAUUAGUGGAAAUAUUAAUAAUAAAAGGGUGGGAAUGUAAAUUCUAGAUUUUGGGGGGGGUGGUAUUUUGAGGGAGUUUACUUCUUUGCUUGUACUGUUAUCUUCAGUGAAAGCUUUUUACUAGAAUUAGACUAUAAAAUUAUCUAGUCUCUUUCUUGCUUUUAUUAAUAAAAUGAUAAUUAAGGUA